This is a messenger RNA of Dicentrarchus labrax (European seabass), 5257 nucleotides long. RefSeq names its product nuclear receptor subfamily 1, group H, member 3 (gene nr1h3). Gene Ontology annotation, molecular function: RNA polymerase II cis-regulatory region sequence-specific DNA binding; nuclear receptor activity; zinc ion binding. The transcript is spliced from 10 exons. Gene Ontology annotation, biological process: lipid metabolic process; cell differentiation; positive regulation of transcription by RNA polymerase II. NCBI's taxonomy places the organism in Eukaryota, Metazoa, Chordata, Actinopteri, Moronidae. The coding region runs from base 249 to 1643 and encodes 464 amino acids. The record is from RefSeq and is a predicted model, not a curated record.
AAAGGGACUCGUCUUCUUUCCUACUCACUCUCUUCAAAAUAUUGAGUCAUUAAACUUGUGCCCAAUAAGCCACUGGGGUUUGGGCAUCCUCAAGGCUCCUCAGGCAAGCCAAUUCUCCAUCAGUACAGCGAUAUUGACAGACUGAGGUUGUGGACUCACAUGGGCAAGAUGGAUAGGCGAUAAAUAAGACAUCAACUUCAGAGGUAAGGUACACGUUGAUUUCGUUAUGACAAGCUGCUGUGCAGAAGAUGUCCACGCUGUCUGUGACUGAUAUCCCAGAUGUUGGUCAUGAUGAGAGUAAGGUGUUUGAUGGGGCCUCUGAGCUGCAGCUGGACUGCAUGGUUGAGGAGAGCAGUGGAAGCGCUACAAUGAAGCACGAUAGCCUGCUGUCGCUGGCUGACCUCUCCCACCCAGAUGACUUCCCCGUCCCCCCUCAUAAUGGCCCUUCACUGACUGAGAUGAGCAGCCCUUUGCCAAUAGAGCUUACUGACAUUAAACUGGAUCCAGCUGCAGGUGACACAUCUGCUAGCACAGAUGGUCAGCCAGUGAAGAGAAAAAAGGGGCCUGCUCCUAAGAUGCUUGGCAAUGAGGUGUGCAGUGUGUGUGGAGACAAGGCCUCUGGCUUCCAUUACAAUGUGUUGAGCUGUGAGGGCUGCAAGGGCUUCUUUCGACGCAGCGUCAUUAAAAGUGCCCAGUACUCCUGCAAGAACAACGGCCGCUGCGAAAUGGACAUGUACAUGCGCCGCAAGUGCCAGCAGUGCCGCCUGCGCAAGUGUCGGGAGGCGGGCAUGCUGGAGCAGUGUGUGCUCUCUGAGGAACAAAUCAGACUGAAAAAGAUGAAGAAGCAGCACGAGGAGGAAACGGCCCGCACGUCCACAGUUGUCACCCCCACCCCUCUACAGGAAGCGGCCCCACUGGAUCCACAGCAGCAAGAGAUGAUUGAGAAGCUGGUGGCCAUGCAGAAACAAUGCAACAAGAGGUCUUUCCUUGAUCGACCAAAAGUGACUCCCUGGCCACAGAGUCAGGACUUGCAGAAUCGAGAAGUGCGUCAGCAGAGGUUCGCCCACUUUACUGAGCUAGCAAUCAUGUCAGUCCAAGAGAUUGUGGAUUUUGCUAAGCAGCUUCCUGGUUUCCUGGAGCUCACGAGGGAGGACCAGAUUGCUCUACUUAAGACGUCUACUAUUGAGAUUAUGCUGCUUGAGACAUCUCGGCGAUACAAUCCUGCUAUUGAUAGCAUAACAUUUCUGAAGGAUUUCAGCUACAAUAAGGAGGAUUUCGCCAAAGCAGGGCUUCAGUUUGAGUUCAUUAACCCCAUCUUUGAGUUUUCAAAAGGAAUGAAUGACCUUCAUCUGGACGAGGCCGAAUAUGCCCUGCUCAUCGCCAUAAACAUCUUUUCUGCAGAUCGUCCAAAUGUGCAGGAUCAUGAUCUGGUGGAGAGGCUGCAGCAACCCUAUGUGGAUGCACUGCGCUCUUACAUCAUGAUAAAGAGACCAAAUGAUCAUUUGAUGUUUCCCCGUAUGCUGAUGAAGCUGGUGAGCCUUCGUACACUAAGUAGCGUCCACUCGGAGCAGGUUUUUGCCCUUCGCCUCCAGGACAAGAAGCUUCCCCCGCUGCUGUCUGAAAUCUGGGACGUCAAUGAGUGACUGCAAACCUGAUGUCCCAUUCUGUGGCUUUAUGAAGCCUGAGACAGACAUCGAGCAGAAACACAGACUCCUUUCUGCCCAUCUGGUCAGGGAAUGGUUACCGCAUUGAGAUUUGUUUUCUUUUGGUGGGAGGAGAGCAUCAUUGCCCUUUGCUCUCGAACAGACUGAUAAAUGGUUUUGUGUUCAUAAGUAGAACAAUGGACACCUAGUUUUCUUUGACCGUUUUGUUGAUGUUCUUUUUCUGUAGAUGCUGACAUGAUUAUGGCGAUAUUAAAUACCAGCAUCAGGCUCUGUAGCCUUUAUCUCUGAUUUAAUAUAGUUAUGUCAGUCUCUGGUGCAGUUCUGUACUCAUCCUCUAACAAUUAUAAUGAGAAAUUUCUGAGCAGGUCUUGGCUUUGGCUGUCUCAAAUGUCAGGAUUACAGCUGCACAUUCAGUUGAAAGAGUGAUUUUUUGCAAUUGUGCAAUAGGUGGAAAUGGAUACAGAGUUAAGCAUGAGCAGACCCAUAUCUGCUGUUCACUUUAUUGAUGUUAGGUAAAAUGGUAGGGCAUCUAGGGUUGGUGUUGUGAUAUGGCAACAAUUAGUUUGUGUUUGUUUGGAGUAAGUGCAGAAAUCAAAAGGUUGGUGUAGUCGCUCAGGUAAAGUAAUGUGAAGCAGACCUCCUAGAACUGGAGGCUUCUUUAAUUUUAGAAUUAGAUUACUUUAGUCUUCUUCCACGUGCAUAAGGGACCCUUUUGGUCAUUUAUAGAUGCCCAUUAACUUUCAUGUAAAUUGUAUAUUUAUUUUCACGUAAAAUAUGUAUAGAGUGCACACAUGAAAAGUAUCCAUAAGAUUGUACAAUCAUAUACUAACGCACAAGAAAGUAAACCUCUACAGGUGACUGUCAGACUGCGCCCUCAUUAACAGGAAAUGGUGAUGCGACAAAAUCUUUUAGUUUUUUGUUGGUUUUUUUACACAGAGCACUGGUACCUUGAAGAAGCUGGUACUCAAGUGUCUUCAUAUUCCAUGUAAAGAUAAAAUGAAAUGUUAAGAAACGGAAGUCAAACUAUCAUCUCUGACCCUCCUUUCAAAAUAAUAAAAUAACAUACUGACAAAGUUGUAUUCUUAAAUCAAAAUAGAAUGGAUAUCUAUUAACACCUUAUUCAUCAAUAUGUGUAUGUGAGAUGUGCUUUUUUUCAUUUCAUUACAAAGCAGUACAAUUAUUUUCAUAUUUUGUUUUUUGUUUUUUUUACCAAGCAUUUAAAGGCGAGAGAAACAACAUACGUGUAGUUUGAACAGGAUAUAGAGAAUUUCACUGCUUUUUAUUUUUGAUAAUAUACUGUAUGAAUGAUACUGAGUAAAAGAUGUAUAGCUGAAUAUCUCGAGGAAAACUAGGUUGAUCUGAAGGUCUACUAUUAUUGAGUAUCUUCCUUCGGGUACUCAACACCAACAGCUUUAACUGGUCAAAUUCUGGAGCUUCGCUAAAACCUGUACCAAACUCUUUAUUAACAGGGAGCAGAGAACGACAGGAAAUGAGUAGAAACAUUACAAAUUUAAGUUAUAAUAAACUUUAUAACUUAAGAGAUUUUAGAUGUUAAUAUUCAUUCUGUGUUUUCCAUGCAUUUCCUUGUGCAGUGUAAACUUGAAAUUUGCGUUUAACAGAUGAUAAGUGAAUGUCAAUGCAAAUUCAUAAUUGUGAAGUUUAUUCUCAUAAAGUAUAGUACAGUUCAAUUCAGGCAUUUUGUGUUAUGCUUUUUACCAUUUUCAGCACAGAACACACAAAUAGAAAUCCAUCCGACUCCCAGUAAAUUCACAGCAGUUAAAACAACAGGCAAGCCUGGUUUUGAUUUGAUCCAAAAGCACUUGGUGAUUUUAUGUUUUAAUAAUUUUAAUUUCAGUGUUGGACUUGGGUUGUCUUUUUUUCCUCUUACUUCAUCCACCAAUAUGUCUGUAUUGCAUAAUGGCAUAAUGUUGUUGUUAAAAUGAAUGACUUGUUAUGGAUCUCCCAGAUGGUCCAACCAUGUUUUUUAAAAACAGGCCUUUUUCACAGCAGAGAUUUCGAUUUGUCACAGUAGGAAAAGCACGGGUAUUACUAAUAACAUAAAAGAAAUGGCACAGUGUCCCAGUAAGCCAUGUUGACAGUUAGCCACCAUGCACUAUACUAGGACCCUAAAAACUGAAGCAGUUUAAUUGAGCCAUCAUUCAUUUUAUUAUUUACAUGUGCUUUUCCUACUGUGACGUGUUAAAAUGUCUUACGAUGACAAAGAUGUAUUGUUUUAUAUCCCUGUCCAUUGCACGGGACAGGAGCAUAUGUCUCAGUCUAAACAGAUCAAGGGAGUAGUACAGUUCUCUAAUAAUGGUAAAAGCAUGAAUUGGUGAGUUAACUGCCUAGGUUGUAUUUACCAUUCAAUUCAACUUUCUAUGUUUCAUUGUGUUGAUUAAAUGAUCUAAUGGCUAACUGGAGGAGUAAACCAUAAUUCAUUGCUUCUGCCUGGUGUGACUUUAACCUAACUGGUUGACUCUUAAACAAUAAGAUAUGACUGUAAAUGGACAACACACUGAGAGCUCCACCUAUUGGUGGGUUGAAUGGAUGUUUUAUUGUAUUCACAGCGGUACAGUAUGUUAUUGAGCCUGCAGAAUCAUCACAGAAAGAAAAGCAACCAGUGUUUUUCUUCCUCUCCUCCAACAGUUGCUGGGAAAAACACCUGACAAAAGGGCUCCAGUUAUGUAAUUGUUGUUGCUACUGGAAGCAAGUGUGGUCCAGUUAUUCAAGACAACAUGGAGAGUUAAAGUUUCAUUCCCAUCUUUAGCUGUAUUGUGUUUCAUUGCUAAUUUGAAAGUUGAAUUAAAUGUCAGACUUAAAAAGAUUUUCCUGAGGAACACUUUUUCAUUCAGCAGGAACACAUAAAGAAAGAAGUUAAUGGUGUCCUGGCAUUUUCUGACCACAUGUUGUAUCAAGCCUUUUGCCUUCCUCUCAGAAUUUGAUUUACUUGUUACUAAUGCUCUGAAAAUGGGAACAGGUUUUUGUUAUUGAUUUUCUUACAUCCAUCUUACUCUUUAGUAAUUUAUUUAAUGGGUUUUCUUUUUGACAGAUGGAUCAAUAUUAAAAGAAGCAGAUUACUACAGAUGCGUGCAGCAUUUUGAAACCAUACCAGUCAUUUGUUUCAGUUGGAUAUGUAAUAUUUUCUUUUGGGUCCCUUUGCAAUGAAAUAUGAGGUUUGUGUUUGUGUGUUGGUUUGCUGCUUUCUCCAGGCAAACACUGACCAGGUUUCUCUGUAACAUAGGGGUGAAUUAUCCACCAUGCCAAACGCCCUCAACUGAAGUGAAAUGAUGUGUCAUGGUGUGCUGUACUCUGAUCAAAUGAGCAAAAAGCAUUGGUUGUUGACUCUUAAAUCUUUGUUUCUUAGUGUACAUGUUCUGUUAAUGCUGUAGGUAUCAAGGUUAAUUGUACUGUAUAUACUGUAAUUGCAAUCUCUGAUCUCAUUUAAUUCCUGUCUUCAAAGAGUGACACUGUAAACAUUAUUGAUAUAUAGAAAUGCAAACCUAUUUUAAUACUUGUAACUCCUGAAGACCUUCUGUUUUGUAUGUACAGUUUAAAUUAAAGCUAUGCUGUAGUGCUGAUAUGUUUGGAAUCAA